Acaulospora morrowiae is the source of this 277-nucleotide messenger RNA. NCBI's taxonomy places the organism in Eukaryota, Fungi, Glomeromycota, Glomeromycetes, Diversisporales, Acaulosporaceae. The record is from the annotation of a GenBank genome assembly.
AUGGGUAAUCAUCUUUCUUUAGCCAGACGAACGAAGAAAAAGAAGGAAUUUUCUGGAAGUUCAAACGAACAAAGCGACACAAUAUCUACCUCAAGCUCUUCGAGUGACAGUUUGUUCUCUAAUUCAAACUAUUUUCUAAGAAAUGACGAAGAGGAAUUUGAUCGACAGCAGAGGUCACAUUUUUUUUCAAAGUAUUUUUUUGAUGAGAAAAAUUUUUCGGCGCCGUGUACAGAUAUUUUGGAAAGCGGAUGUAAGGUGUUGGAUAUUGGGUAUGUAC